This is a messenger RNA of Lampris incognitus (smalleye Pacific opah), 5315 nucleotides long. It is a transcript of the gene septin12, whose product is annotated as septin 12. Lineage: Eukaryota; Metazoa; Chordata; Actinopteri; Lampriformes; Lampridae. The record is from RefSeq and is a predicted model, not a curated record. The transcript is spliced from 11 exons. Gene Ontology annotation, molecular function: GTP binding; GTPase activity; molecular adaptor activity. Bases 230 to 3187 code for a protein of 985 amino acids. Gene Ontology annotation, cellular component: cell division site; microtubule cytoskeleton; septin ring. Gene Ontology annotation, biological process: cytoskeleton-dependent cytokinesis.
CCCAGCGGACCCGGACCCGCCACAUUUGCAGCGGCGGCGGCAGCAGCAGCAGCAGCAGCAGUCAACCCUUGACCGCCUCUGUGUGGCUCCAGGAGUGUCCUUUAUGUUGUGCGAAAGGGCGUUUUGCUUUACAUAAAGCCCCCCUACUUCUGUUGGCCCUCGUUUCCUUCCCCCCCUCGACUUCAGAGCGGCGUCCGUACAGGAUCUGCGACGCGCAGCGAGCAUCAGGAUGUCGGAUUUGUCCGUGAACGACCACCUUGAGGGGAUAUUAUCGGAUUUUGAAGCACUGAAGCAAUCCUUUGAAAUUGAAGAUGUGGAUGACAUCCCAGCCUCACCUAUCUCUUCGCCCAUCUCCCCCACCUCCUCCCUCCUUCUACUCAACCACAACAAAGACAUUGAGGGGAGAGGAGGUGUGCAGUCAGCAACAGCAGCCUUCAACAACUACACCUCCAGCUCUGCUGCGUACCAAUCUCGCAUCAACAUGGCUUCCAGUCCCAGCCCCAUGCUUAAGUCACGCACGGUGGUCACUAGUCUGUCCUUCAAUCGUGGCACCAUGAACAAACCUGCAAUCAACAACAAUAACAGUACAUCUGGGGUCACCCGAGCUGCAUCCUUCCAGAACCGGUUUAACCCGAAUGGGUAUUUCUCCUCCACCCUUUCUGGGCCUGGCAGCGAUGAUGACAGCCUCCACAGCUCCUCAUCCAGCCUGGAGUAUUCUGGCAGUAGUGGAGGAGUGCUCCCUUUGGCCAAACCUGGGCCUUUCCACAGCCCACCAGCUUUGGGUGAGUUUCAUCGGCCUCCACCCCAACUCAAGCAGCAGCAGCCCAGAGUGGAGCAACAGCACCUGGGGAGGGAGGUGGGCCUGCAAAGUAAUCAUACCCUAAAGAAAUUCUCCUCCCAUGGUAGUGUUUUCCAUUCUGAAAUGGAGGUUGGUCCUGGCAUGGCAUUGGGAAAUGUUCCCGAGCCACGUGGGAUGAGCCAUGGAUCCAUGCCCAGCUUAGACUUACAAAUUGGGGAUGGAGGAGGGAGGAUGGUGGCUAUACAGAAAGGAGGAGGUGGGAUGUCUCCAGGCUUGAGGUGUGCCAGUGCCAAUACCAACUGGAACACUCAUUUGCAUAAUACCAGGGCUUCGGGAAAAGAAGGCAACUGUAGCUCCAACAAUCAAUACCAGCAAGAGGGCCCUCAACCACCUCAGGUCCCUCAGCCCAAGGCCAAAGAGAUCCCACGCCUCAACAAGUUCCCUUUGGACCUGGACAACUUGGUGAGCAGUGUCUCUACCACUUCCACCACCAAACCUCAAGUUGAAGUCCUGAGUCCCAAAACCAAUCGCCUCAAACCACCUCCAGCGAGCACGGGAGGCCCCCAGUACCCCCCCAGUCCCUCCUCUGCCUCUGCCUCAGCCAGCCCCUCCCCUUCUCUCAGCAGCUUGGACAGCCCCUCUGAAACACCCCUACUUUCUUUUCACCACCCCUUCUCACCUUUCUCUCAGCUUUCUCAGAUUCCCUCCCAGGGUGCCAUCCCUGUCCCCGAAGUGAGCCAUUCUCCUGUGUCACUCUCCCCAGCCCAGACUCCCCAUCUGGAGCCGCUUUCUAGGCCACAGGGGGUCAGUGUGGCAGCCGCUAGCCCUGGCCCCUCAGGUUCUGGCCCCUUUCCAGUGAGGCUUCUGGAGGACACCCAAGAUGAGGCAAGAGAAAGCGUGGGCUCCAUCUUACAAAGGAUUGCCUCCUUUUCUCGGCCUGCUGCCACUGACAUCUCCCCAGCAACUAAGACCACAUCUCCCAGGACCCUCAGCAAUGGUAUGAAGAGAGACGCCAGUGUGUCGCCUAAGCCGGAGCAUCAAGACACUGCAGUAAUGGAACCCACACCUAUUCAGAGGCAUUGGAAGAAUAACAAAGAAGGCUCAACGAGAGCACUGGAGAUGGACGCCCCUGGCCUGGUAGAGGAAAGAAUGAGGAAGGAAGGAGCCGAAAGAGAAGAGAAAGGAAAUGGUGAGACCGAGGAAUGGACACCCACAGACGUGACUCCCAGCAUUAACACCCCAAACCCUGCCCGAGAAGAAGAGGAGGAGAAGUCCCCGGGAGUGAAAACGGAGGAGGAAACAGGGAUGGAAGAGGCGUGCGGUAACAGAGAGACAGAGGUGGAGACAGAGAUUACUCUGGCCAGCACAGUGUGCCAGUCCGUGCCAAGCUCCCAGAUGGACACCAUCAGGGGCAGUGACCUGUUUGGCUAUGUGGGCAUUGAAGCCGUGCUGGAUCAGAUGAGACGCAAAACAAUGAAGACCGGCUUCGAAUUCAAUAUCAUGGUUGUAGGUCAGAGUGGAUUGGGGAAGUCGACCUUGGUCAACACUCUGUUCAAGUCCAAAGUGAGCCGAAAGUCCUGCACUCCCAACUAUGAAGAGAAGAUCUCUAAGACAGUGAAACUAGAGUCCAUCAGCCACAUGAUCGAGGAGAAGGGGGUGAAGAUGAAGCUGACAGUGAUCGACACCCCAGGGUUUGGAGACCAGAUCAACAAUGAAAACUGCUGGGAGCCUAUAGUGAAGUACGUCAAUGAGCAGUAUGAGAAGUACUUGAAAGAGGAGCUGCACGUCAAUCGUAAGAGGAGGAUCCCUGACACACGUGUCCACUGCUGUGUCUACUUCCUUCCUGCUACUGGACAUCGGUUACGUCCCAUCGACGUCGAGUUCAUGAAGAGGUUAGGGACAAUAGUGAGCAUCGUGCCAGUCAUCGCCAAAGCUGACACGCUCACCAUCGAGGAGAGACAAGAGUUCAAGCAGAGGAUAAAGCAGGACCUGUUGGCCAAUGGGAUCCGUGUCUACCCUCAGAAAGCAUAUGAUGAGGAUGCAGAGGACCAUAUUCUUAAUGAGAGGAUCAGGGAAAGUAUUCCAUUUGCAGUUGUGGGCACCGACAAAGAACACCAGGUGAAUGGGAACACCGUGUUGGGCCGCAAAACAAAGUGGGGAAUUAUUGAAGUUGAAAAUGUUGCACAUUGUGAGUUUGCCAACCUGAGAGAUCUGCUUAUCAGGUCUCACCUGCAGGACCUGAAAGACGUGACCCACAACAUCCACUAUGAGACGUAUCGCGUGCGGCGGCUGAACGAGAGCAACAUUAACCUCAAUGGACUGCUACCUUCCCCCCAUCCAGUGGAGAACGGAAAAGCCGAUGUCAGCGAGUCGGAGAGCCACCUCUGAUGGCCAGGAGGAGUUGUGUGCAGAACAGCGACCCAGAUCCCUCCCACGGUCUCCCGUUUGUUGCGGCUGCAGGUGGAAAGAGUCCCCGUUACCUUGUCUUCCAACCAGAACGAGAGAGAGAAAAAGAGAAGUUGAGACGGAGAAACAGCUGGAACCCUUUUUUUGCCCCAUAAUGGAGAGAUGAUUUUUUUUUUCCUGUUUUGGGACCAACUAGUGGAUUUUUUUUUUUCGUAAAUUAGAAAUUCUAUUGAGAUGUUAUGCAAAACAAUAAUGCGUUAAAGCAUCAAAUAUGAAUAUGUUUUUGCGAAAGUAAGUAUAUGUUUUCUGGAAGGAUGCCGCCACACACACACAGGGCAUCGUGAAAGUGGGGAGCCGACGGCUGGGGACUCCAGCAUGGUCUCGGCUAGAACGAUCCUCUGUUGUUUGCGUCCUCAUGCUAAAAUGUCCCAGCAUGGCCGUGACCUGAUGUUGUUGUAAGCCGGAGCGAUGCAUGAGGACCGCUCCGCGCCCAGAAUUUUGUCGUACACUGAAACCGACAAUGUGACCAAGAAGUAAGGAAAAUAGCUACGGUAAAUACAGAAAGCAAAUCCACCCAUUUCAACGCGCUAACACUUUUAUGUGGAAAAAUGAUAAAAAGGAAAAAAAAUUAUAUACGAUUAUUACUUUCUUUUCCAAACGCUGCCCUGUUUAUAUUUUAAUAUACGUGUCUGAAUAUAUAUCAAAAAGUACUCGAUGAGCUCCUGAUCUGAAGUGCUGAAAAUUUUUGCUCAUAGUGACCUUUACUGUCGCGUGCGGAGGUGCGUUAACGCCACAAUGCAACGCCACGCUUAAAUGUGAUUCUGUGUAUCUCUUUCAGAGGACGCCUGCCUUUCUGAUCACGUGCUGGUCAAAUGUAGCUCUUUGUAAUGUCUCCCACAGGGACAAAGAACAACCAUCUGGAACAUUCUGACUUGAGUUAUUGACGUUACUGAUGUUACGUUGGGGCAUUUAGAUGUCAGACGUUCAGACUAAAUGUUAAGAGUUCAGUGGACACACCUGUAGCAUGUAACACUCCUUACAUUUUAAUGUCAUUCAGCUCUUAAACCACAAACACACACAUGCAGAUGCACACACACACAACACACACACAUGCACACACUGAUAAUAAAGUAAAAAAGCAUCUUCCUCAUCAGUUAGCUGAUCUACCAUUAGUAUAUGUGAAUACACGGGGAGUUCAGUCACCGGGGGUCAUUUGGGACCACUCAAACCUGGGAAUAAUAAUUCUCAUGAAACAGUCUUUUUUUUAAAUAAUUUUUACUAUCUUCUAGUAAAAGGUUACAAUGCUGGAUUUGCUAAUAAAAGAUUAUUUUUGGUUAAUAACAGCUUGUGAGCGGUCUAGUGAGUGACUGUAGAUAGCCUGGCUAUUCGUGUCAGGUGGUAGGAUAACGUCGAGGGGCCUUUUUUUCAAUGAAGCGAGGACGAGAGCUGUUUGGCAAAAAAUAUAGAGGCUUUUCCAAAACGGUGACUCCACCACCACCACCACCACCGUUAAGAGUUUGCCAGGAUGCACAGCUGGGUGAGAGCAUCACGUGGACACUUUCCAUUGGCGACACCCAGAAGUACUAAAAUGAGCUUUCACUUAGUCGUGUUGUAAUGCGAAGACAACACUCCACUUUGAUCUUAAUAAAGCACAGUUGGCUCUAGCGCCACCUAUAUGGUGUGUAUUUCUUCAUAUCUCUGCUGUAUGGAAUGUACACGUGGGACCCAUCAGUCUGAAAAAGCAGUUUAACACCAAAUGAAGGAUUGGAAAGCUAACUGCCUGACACCAUCUAAGAGAGAUAACUUUGUGUUACUUUCCAGGGAUUUAAGAGAUAUGUGACACUAACAACAUAUUUAAUACAGCUAACUUUACUUGGGUAAAGAUGUCUCCACUUGACCUGCUCUCCUAAUAUGCUUGUUAGCACUGACGGUAUUUCUGAUGGAGAACAAUGGGGGCAGCGUCCUCAUUGAUGGAUCCACUUGUUAUAUCAGUGUGUAAUAUGAACAUUGCUUUGCCAAAGUGACUAUGGCACUGUAAAGCUUCUCUCUACUGUUUACUUCCUGUUUCCCGAGCUAUAUUCACGCCGUUUGAAUAAAGGGCUCCACCGGG